GUUGUCUUCAUCCUUGGCGGUCCUGGAUCUGGGAAGGGAACACAAUGCGGAAAGCUUACAGCAGAAUUUCGUCGGAUGCGCCAUCUCUCUGCAGGCGACCUCCUUCGAGAAGAGAGAAAGUCUGCAACCUCUCAAGGCGAGAUGAUCGACCAAUACAUGAAGGAGGGAAGAAUCAUUCCCGUGGAAAUCACAGCUCGCUUACUAAAACAAGCGAUUGACAAAGACAAGCAUCGUUUUGAUGUUUUUCUUAUUGAUGGAUUUCCGCGGAACAUGGAUAAUCUGCGAGGCUGGAAUGAGAUAGUAGCUACUGACGUCAACGUGCAAUUCAUGGUCUUCCUCGAGUGUAGCGAGGAGGUGAUGACUGAACGACUGAAACAGCGAGGAGAGACCAGUGGGCGGGUUGACGACAAUGAGGCAUCGAUUAGAAAGCGUUUCAAGGUCUAUCAGUCGGAAACGAUGCCAGUAGUGCUUCAAUUCGAGCGAGAGAAGAAGCUCAGGUCAGUCAAAGCG
Molecule: messenger RNA, 510 nt
Organism: Guillardia theta CCMP2712
Lineage: Eukaryota; Cryptophyceae; Pyrenomonadales; Geminigeraceae
Exons: 9
Biological process (GO): CDP biosynthetic process; 'de novo' pyrimidine nucleobase biosynthetic process; UDP biosynthetic process
Cellular component (GO): cytoplasm; nucleus
Molecular function (GO): UMP kinase activity; ATP binding
Source: RefSeq, a predicted model, not a curated record